Molecule: messenger RNA, 5912 nt
Organism: Sphaeramia orbicularis (orbiculate cardinalfish)
Lineage: Eukaryota; Metazoa; Chordata; Actinopteri; Kurtiformes; Apogonidae
Gene: frmd6
Product: FERM domain containing 6
Exons: 14
Coding region: 354-2174 (606 amino acids)
Biological process (GO): positive regulation of hippo signaling
Cellular component (GO): cytoskeleton; cytoplasmic side of apical plasma membrane
Source: RefSeq, a predicted model, not a curated record
CUCCGGUGGAGGGCGACGGAACCUACGUCCGAACACCCAAACUUAACUAAGUCCUGCCCAAGUCUGGAUCUGUGUUUGUGAGGAACGCAACUUAACCUGGUCGGAUUAAUACUUUUAAGGGACUAAUUCCAUUUCUCUUUAAAGAGAUUGGCUGCAGCUGGAGUCUUCAUGGUUUUCCAUCUGCUUGGCCCAUCGGUGCUGGACUGUGUGUUCUGGGCUGCAGUUGAAGCAGGACUCAAACUACACCUACUGUAGUGGAGGUGACAGUCUCUGCGGUGGUGGAGGCAGGUUGUCGGCGGGCCCAGAGCCCCAACAGCAGGCGGAGGGGCCUGUCCUGCCCCAGCCACACAAACAUGAACAAACUGAACUUUCAUAACAACAAAACCAUGCAGGACCGCCGAUGUGUCUGUGUCUUUCUGCCCAAUGAUGACACCCUCAAUGUCAUUGUCAAUGUGAAGACCCUAUGCCAGGAACUGUUGGUCCAGGUGUGUGACCUCCUGAGGCUCAAGGACUGUCACCUGUUUGGACUCAGUGUUAUUCAGAAUAAUGAACACAUCUAUAUGGAGCUGGAUCAGAAGCUAUCCAAGUACUGCCCCAAAGAAUGGAAAAGAGAAGCCAGCAAGGGCAUCGACCAGUUUGGGCCGCCGAUGAUCAUUCACUUCAGAGCUCAGUAUUAUGUUGAAAAUGGGAGAUUGAUCAGUGACCGAGCAGCGCGGUACUACUACUACUGGCACCUGAGGAAACAGGUGCUGCUGUCUCAGUGCAUCCAGAGGGAGGAGGCGUACUUCCUCCUGGCAGCCUUCGCCCUGCAGGCCGACCUUGGAAACUUCAAACGCAACAAGCACUUUGGGAAGUACUUUGAACCUGAAGCCUACUUCCCCCCAUGGGUGAUAGCAAAGCGUGGACGUGAGUACAUCCUCAGGCAUAUCCCAAACAUGCACAAAGACCAGUUUGCCCUCACAGCUUCAGAGGCGCACCUCAAGUACAUCAAGGAGUGUGCUCAGCUGGAUGAUGUCACUGUCCACUACUACAGGCUCUACAAGGACAAGAAGGAAGUAGAAGCAUCUCUGACAUUAGGACUGACUUUACGUGGGAUCCAGAUAUUCCAGAAUGUUGGGUCUGUGAGGCAGCUUUUGUAUGACUUCCCCUGGACCAACGUUGGGAAACUGGUAUUUGUGGGAAAGAAGUUUGAGAUCCUCCCUGACGGCCUCCCCUCUGCCCGUAAACUCAUUUACUACACCGGAUGUCCAAUGCGCUCUCGCCAUCUCCUGCAGCUGCUCAGUAACAGCCACCGCCUCUACAUGAACCUGCAGCCAGUCCUGAAGCAGGUCCGCCGGCUCGAAGAGAACGAAGAGAAGAAGCAGUACAGGGAGUCAUACAUCAGCGAUGCUCUAGAACUGGACAUGGAUCAACUGGACAAACGGUCACGGGCCAGUGGCAGCAGCGCAGGAAGCGUGUCUCACCACAAACGUCUGUCUCGCCAUUCCACAACCAGCCAUGGCAGCUCGCACACCUCCGGCAUCGAGACAGACAGUUUCAGGGCCCCGGGUCAGGCCCCCCACCGGCCCCUCCGGACCUGCAGUUCAUCCACCACCAGCCAUGGCAGCUCACACACAUCUGGCAUCGAGAGCAGCGGCAAGGAACGCAUUCUAGACGAUGAUGAGAUUGAGAUGCUUGUGGAUGACCCCAAAGACUAUGAGGAGCUUCAUGAGAUGGUUCUGGACCAGGACCUGUGCAUCCACAUCACUGAGGACAUGCUGACCAUGUCCCCCGAUCAGACCAAUGGAUACUCAGGUCUUAUUGUCAAAGACGUCAGCUCAUCAACAUCCAGCUCCUCAGAAACCGUCGUCAAGAUGAGAGGACAGAGUAUUGAGUCCCUGCCACAGACGUCCUGCAGGAAGCCUCCGUCAUCCACCGACCGCCACAGCCAAUCCCUGGAUGACAUUCGGCUUUACCAGAAAGACUGCCAGCAGUGGGCGGAGCUUUGCCAGGACACUGCCCACAGCUACACGUUUGGCUGCGCUCAGGAGCUGAGUGACGGCUGCAACUACCAGGGCCUGGCUGAUCAAUGCGCCGGCAUCCGAAAUGAGCAGCACCCCUUCCCCAUCAAGAGAACCAACAAGUACUUUUCCCUGGACCUGAGCAGUGACGAGGUCCCGGAGUUUGUGGUGUGACCGGCAGUGAGGUGGAAAUACGGCAGCCUCAGGGGAGCCGUCACUGCUCUGUGUCACAUGUGCAGAUGUUUGAGUCCUCAGGGAAAGAAGAGCAGCGCUGUUGAAGAAAUGCUUCCCAUUUCUGGCAGCAAAGAGGAGCCAUGACUAAACUGGCUCCACAUCAGCUGCAACUUCUUUAGCAUAUGAAGGUGUGGAACGCAGAACACAUGAACACACCUGGAGCAUUGUGAAAUGGCAGUUUUUAGCAAAUGAACACUGUGUUUCAGUGGAACCCAAGCUGCUCCCCUGUGCAAAAGGAAACUAAAGGGAUCUUCUUAAAAACUGUUCUUUGUAUGUGUGUCCUCCAAACUGGUUACAGGAUUCACAUUUUAUCCUCUGUCUUCGACCAACGCAUUAAUACAGUCAUACACAGACUUACAGCAAACACUCCUCAUCCAUGAAGGUCUGUGGAGGACACAAAGGACAGAACCAAUCUGAGCUACAAACCAAAGACAAGAAAUGGAGAAAAACUGAACCCACAUCAGUCUCUGAGUCACUGCAGAAAGGAAGUUUAACCUCCAGUCAUCCGUAUUUAGGGCCAUAAAUCCAUCACAAAACGAGAGUAUGUUGAAAUGUAAACAGAACUGGACAUUACUUUGAUUAUAUAGAUCUAAUAAUGUGACAUCCAUGAAAUGCCAAGCACAGGUAGAUGAUCCACAUGCUAAAUGUACCAAAACAGCCAUGUAGUAAAGAACUGGAUGGCCUUUCCUCCAGUUUAUUCUCAUUUACUUACAUACUGCUGGGUUUUAUCUCAGAUUUUCAAAUACAUAAAAGUGUUGAUUUGUGGAGUUUAAGGACUUCAGCUACUGUGCGAUGCUGCUGCCAGUGGUGAGAGUGAAACAAAGUCAGUUAUAACAGAUAUGAACAACAUUUUAAGUUUUACACAUUUCAGACCAGACUGAGUAACAGCUGCAGCCUGUUUGGACUAAAGUUUCAGUGGAUUGUGUUGUCGAUGCAAAAAACGCAAAGUCCAUUUGAGUUGGUUUGUGAUUGUGGAGAAAUCUCAGCCAUUAUCAGGAUAAUCUGCAAACUCCAACAUUAUCUAUAUUGGAAUAAGUGUUAGUGUUGGACAAGAUGAUAGAAAAUGUCCUGUUUUUUUUGCCAUUAUCACCUUUAUCGCCCAGCCUUACCCAUAAUUUUUCCCAGAGUCGUCUUCUAGUGCAGCAUGCCAACUCUCCCCUCACUGACUGGACUAAACCAUGGAGACUCACCCAAACGUGCCUUCAUCACACUAUGCAGGUGUCGGAUACUCGCCUUGACAAUCGCUGCCCUCGCCUCAGCCACAGGGAUCGUCUUUGUUAAAGGUUUGAGCCAUCGCACUUCAAACUUUAUUUCCAAGUGUUUUGGUCAUUUGAGCAGAUCAAACCUGUCCUUUAUUCAAAGGAUGAUCUGUGCUUCAGCAUCUUAAAUAUCACAGAGGUCCUAGUUUCACAUGCCUCUGUGAAAUGGGACUUUGUGGGAGGAAUGAGGUCGAGUAACUCCCUGCAUGUCCUGACUUGUACUGAGCUCGUGGCUACAAAAGCUUCCUUGUAAUCAAGACACAAAAUGGAGUCCGUUGGCUGUCAGCCAAAGUAAAGACAGUUGGAAACAUACAUGUAUGGAUUUCUUUCCAAUCACAUGCCUUUGAUUGUUAUUUUGCAGCUCUUUUCAGUUCUGCUUCAUCUUUUCAACUGGGAUUUGUGAUGUUUUUUAAGCCUCAUUUUAUCUAAAGCCUUUUUACAUGUAUUUUUCAGAUGAACUGUCCAGACUUGCAUAUGUUAAAAAGUUAUUCUCCAGGCAGUUUUAUUAGUAUUACAGCAACAGUAUUACAUCUUCUACAUGUUGAUUUCACACAUCGUUUUUUUUUAUUUGUGAGUCUGAACAAGAAAGACUGGUUUCAUUGUUUUGUCUCAGAAGAUACGGGGGAACUGAAGCUGACAAGACGUGGUGGAAGCCUUUCACCCGAUAACCACAUGCAGCUCAGGUUUCAGUCCGACUGAAGUCAACGACAACAGGAUGCUGAAACAGGUGGUUUUCCUCUGAAACCAGUGCAAAGUGCCACAGAUACAGCUUUAACCUUCCAACACAGUCUUUUCAUGUAGCCCUAGCCUACGUUUAGUUUGAGGAACUUGAGAUCUGAUUGAAAGAGACUCGACUCACAAUUAUUCUGAAAGAGUUUAACCUUUUAACAUCCACUUGUCACUUGACUUCUUUACUUUAGCCAUAAGACGUAUGCAGCCAAAAUGUAUGUAUUAGACUUCAUCUGAAAAGGAACAUCUUUGACUGUUUAUCAGGAAACAAACAAAACCUAAUCUGCAUCAUUUUAAACAUGGCUGUACGGUAGCCAUUACCCAACCAUAACCCUGGUGGAUGUUAAAAUGUUACAUUUAUUAGUCAUUUUAUAAUACAUACACACUAUUUACGUCUUUCUAAAAAAGACUGAACACUUACACAUCAUCAUGUUUAUCAUAAUGAUACUAAAAUGUUCACAUAAUAUACCAGUGAAAACAUGUGGAUGUUGUUAUGAGUUGUCUCAUUAGCUCAUGGGAGGUCAUUUUAAAAUGCAGAGGAAUGAUGGACAUAUGUCUACAGAGACAAACGGUACACGUACACUUUGCAUCAGUAAUUAACUAUGAAAAAGCCCAUUGUUGGGCUGCAACUACCACUUACUUUUAUUAACCUGUUUUUUUAAUCAUUCAGUUCUUUAGUCCAUAAAAUGUCAAAAAUAUGGUCAAAUGUGACUGAUCCCCUAAAAAAAGCUGUCAAUCAUGUAUUUAACCCGCCUACCUUUUUGUGACUGGACAGAAUUGCGGCUUAAAAGGAGUUGAUACUGAGGUGUCAUGUCCUCUCUACCCACUGAAUUUCAUGCUCAAAGGGAAUUGUGUCAUGUCUGUGGUGGUUCUGUCCAACAUUAGAGCUUUAAUCGACACAAAUAUGAAGGUUUUCAGAGUAGAAACCAGAACGGUCUCUGUAGACAUGUACAUGCAGCAGUCAGCUGAUGUUUCUGCUCUGCAUCAUCAUUCCAACAGCUCAUCUUCAUCACCACUGCAGUGAUGGUGGUUUUUAGGACGAAUGAACCUCCAGGACACUAAGGAUGAACAUGUGUUUUUGUCUCAUAUUCAUGGGUCAUGUGUAUAUUUUUAUUUUCCAGUCCACUUUGUUAAACUUAAUGUCCUUUUUAUUGUCACCAGGCUCAGAUGUAUUUAACCCUGGGUUUAGCAAGACUACAUUUUUUGUGGCAACAUAAUAGAAAGACCAAGGUUUUAAACAAAGACAUUUAUUUAAUAUGUGCAUCAUUUGAUACUGCUUUAUGUAUUUAAACAACUUGUGUAUUUCAUACAAACUGUUUGUGUAAACCUGUGAUUAUUUCUACUUCUAAAUGAAAAGUCAUAUUUUGAUGGACAAUGAUGUUUUCUUCUACAGUGUGUAUUAAAACAGCAAAGGUACAUAUACUACGCAGCCAUAAUUCAUGUCUUUAAAUGCAGCAUCAUUGGUCUUUUGUCAGAUUGAAAUAGUAUAUGGUCCAACUUACAUAUGUAAGAGUCUGUAUGUCUGUGUCCAUAAUCCUUUCUGUGAAAGGAUCUCCUUUCAGGAAAAAUGACUCUAACUGACUUUUAUUUUUUUGUCACCCUGUAGUUAAAAAAUGAUUUGUUUCUAUGGAUCCUGGUCUGUGCCUUCUUGGUACUAAUACCUUCAAUAUCCAAUAAACAGGUACAUUUA